GAUCACCUUCCUUCUCCUCAUCCUCCUCCAUGGCUAAGAUACCACGCAACUUCCGCCUGCUCGAAGAGCUCGAGAAGGGCGAGAAAGGCAUCGGCGAUGGCUCAUGCUCGUAUGGUCUCGAAGACGGAGACGACAUCCUCAUGAGCCACUGGAACGGAACCAUCAUCGGACCAGGACACACCGUACACGAGAACCGAAUCUACAGUCUCAAGAUCACCUGUGGCGAGACGUACCCCGACCGCCCACCGACCGUCCAGUUCGUCUCGCGCGUCAACCUCCCGUUCGUGAACCAGACCGAUGGCACGGUCGAUACGUCCAAGCUUCCCGUUUUAGCGCACUGGAACAGGAAUAGCAGCAUCGAGACGGUAUUAGUCGAGAUUCGACGGGAGAUGUCCUCUUUCAACAACCGCAAGCUUCCCCAACCCGCCGAAGGCUCGACGUUCUGAUCGCUCAUCUUCCUCGACCACCUCACAUUUCACAUCUCACGAUUCACGACCAUACAUACAUAAUAUCAUUGAUAUUUGAGCAUACUGUAUCCCCGCCUUUGCCUCCCGUUUUCUGACACGGGGCUAGGCGCUGAAGCAGGACAUGAAAGCAAAGAAGUAGCAUCUGUUGUUGUUGUUGUUGUCGUUGUUGUUGUUGUUGUUGUUGUUGUUCAAUAUUAUCAUCUGUCUGUCUGCC
Stereum hirsutum FP-91666 SS1 is the source of this 681-nucleotide messenger RNA. Its product is annotated as UBC-like protein. Gene Ontology annotation, biological process: protein K63-linked ubiquitination; DNA damage tolerance. Lineage: Eukaryota; Fungi; Basidiomycota; Agaricomycetes; Russulales; Stereaceae. The transcript has 4 exons. Gene Ontology annotation, cellular component: nucleus. The record is from RefSeq and is a predicted model, not a curated record. The coding region runs from base 30 to 446 and encodes 138 amino acids.